AUGGCGGUUGUCAAGAAAACUCAAGUGUUGUUGCUUCUGUUGGCGUUAUUGCUACUGACGUACUUUUAUUAUUGCGAUGGCCAAACAACUCUUAAACAAGAUGUCGAUGAAUACGAUGAUAAUUAUGGCGGUAAAGCAAGAAACCACACGUAUAAUAAAACUACAGACAGUGAUGAAGAAGAUGACGACGACAACAGAAAUAACAACAACAACAACAACAAUACUACUACUACUACUACUACUACUACAAUUACUACUAAUAAUAAUAAUAAUAUUAAUAAUAUUAAUAAUAAUAAUUUCGGUAUCGGCAGCCCAAGCAAUUCUGGCGACGUUAUUAAAGAAGUUGUAAGUGCAAAAGUAAACAUUGAUAUCGAAAGACGAAAAAGUUAUAGAGAAGUUAUAAGAGGUGGCAAGUUUAGUGGCAGUCAUUUAGGUUAUAACGAAAACCUCCAAAAAAGUAAAAAAAUAAUAUUGAAUGGUUUACAAAAAAGUGAAAAUUAUAAGGUGAAAGAUAUCAGUGACGAUAGUUCUGAAGAAAAUGACAACUCAACCGAUUAUCAAAUAAAUUAUGGCAAUAUCAAUUAUGUUCAUGAUACCAAUGGUACUAACAAAGAAAAAUAUGAUGAUAUAAAUAGUACUAGCAAAAAAAACCAAGAUGAUACAAAUGAUACGGGUAACGAAAAACCUGAAAUCGAAGUGAAAUUACUCCGAACAACUUUAAACACCAAACACGCCGAUAAAAAAAUUGCAAAAAGCAACAUUAAGAUCUGUAAAAAUAGCAAAGGGCAAAUAUGUCUGGUGAAAAACGUCAAAAUCUCAACCGGGUCAAGAAGUCAAAGUUUGACCUGUAGGGACAACACGGAAGAGAAUGGCAGAAAGCACACGGGGAUGGAAUCGUUUUUUGACUGGAAGAAGGGCUGGAUCACAUUACCGACAUUUGAAAGAUAUGAAACGCCUGAAGAUGAUGCUGACACAGACGCAGGUCAGCAUUGCAUUCUCUACAUACACAGACCAACGCUCAUACAUGGCCUGAUGCAAGAACGCGUUAGUAAAAUUUGCAGGGAAGUCGAUUGCGAAGACAAUAUAUAUCAAAAUUUAGAUGAUGGUGGAUCUUUCGAUUACGAUGAUGAUGAUGAUUAUAACUCCGAAGAAAAAAAAGAUGAUGAGAAGGAGGAGGAAGAGGAGGAAGAGGAAGAAGAUGAUGAGGAUGGAAAUAGCGGAAAUAGAUUUUAUGAAAUUGAUCUACGAAAUGGAAAAGAUACAGAGGGAGCCAAGGGCAACUGCAAGGAAGAAUUAUUCUUGAAGAGAGACGCGAACGGUGAAAAAUACGUUGACAAAAAAAUAAUUUGCAGAAGAAAGAAAAAUGAUUUUAGACUGGAAAAUAAAUUUGGAAACGUGUUUAAAAAUGAAUUUACUACUGAAGAUAACUUCGAAAAUCAGGAACCCCAAACCCAAAACAUUUUGAAAAACUCCUUUACACCAAAUAAAAUCUUUGUCCCAAAAAAUCCCGAAAUAAAAUUUUUCUUUAGCGAGAGAAAAACCCCAAACGAGGAAAAAAUUGUCAACUACCAUCUCACCCAAACAACUAAAUCACCCGAUGACUAUUUCUACAGCUACAACCAAAUUAGAGGUUCUCGCAGAGCUCAAAACGCACCAAAAUUGUACACAACGACAUUCAAUCUCAAAAUGAACAAACAUGCAUACAAAACUUCGACAGAUUAUAAUUUUUACGACCGUGAAGACAGUUAUGACGAUAACCCCACUCACGACAAUGAAAAUUACGGCAAUGGUAAUGAUUACUACAAUGGUUACAAUGACGAAAUCAAUAAUUUGGAUAAUGACUACAUCAUAAAAUACACAAAACCAAACAUUUUUCCCGUCCCAACAACCAAAACAAAGCUUCGGAAUAGAAAUAUUAACGAAAUGAAAUACAUCGCUAGCUACAUUACAGAUUACAACAACGACAAUGACGACAUUAACGUAAUUCCUGACAUUAAUUCUAAAAAAUACGAACUAACGAAAUAUGUUACAAAUAGAAAAAAUGAUCUUCCUAUCAAGAAAAAAAUCUUGAAAAAUUUUCAAAACUCUAACCCAUCCAGUAGACAAAUUAAACCAGUACAAAGCUUCAAAAAUUACUUUUACGACAGAACUUACGAUACAAAUUACGACUUACCAUUACGACAAACAACAAGAGCAACGACAAUUCGUAGAUAUUUAGGCACCAGUGGAAAUCGAGAAUGUUCGGAAAUGGUUUAUUAUGACGUCAGGGAACACGUGACGAAACGAAAAGUUGCAUGCGUUAAGAAGAGUUUGAAACAGCCAUUUCAAAAAUUUGAAAGAUUAUCAAUAUUUCAGCCAACGACAACAACAACAUUGACGAUAUACGUAGUCACUAGACCAUUUUUUUUCAAAACUACAACAACAACAACAACAAACCCAGCAACUAAAAGGUUUCAACUGAAAAAUAUGAUUUUCAACCUUUUAAAUAAAUUCCUUCCCGCCAAACUAAUCACAACUACACAAGUGUUUGUACCAGCAACAAUUGACAACGAUUUCAUCUCAGCAGCGACAACUGAAACCACAACAACCACAAAACAUCGUCCGAGUAAAAAACGCCGACUUUUUAAAAUCGAAAAGUUUGUUCAUCCUUACAUUAUAACAACAACAACCUAUGAUACUAUUACUACUACUUUUACAAUGACUACUAGUGCUGCUGCUGCUACAACUACUACUACUACUACAUCUCGUUUUACUGAUAAACAUUUUAAAAAAGCUUACAAAAAAAAUGUUCAUAAUUUUAAAACUACUAUCAACACAAUCGCCCCUACAACAUUUUUGACCGCUACUGUUGCAACUGUUGCUGCUACAACAACUACUACUGCAAAAUUAUCGAAGACAAAACGACCAACAACACGAAAAAUAAAUAAAUGGUCGGUAGACUACGAUGUUAAUUUAAAACCAUCAACAACCACAAAAAUAUUUAAACCAACGACCAAAAUUAAAAAAUUAAUGGCUAGAAAAUUUACUUUUACUUUUAAUGUUACUGCUACUACUACUGCUGCUACAGAAAGUAUUUUCACUACCACAACUACUUAUUUAACUCUAGCAACAACAACAACAACAUCAAAAUCAUCAAGUGCCAAUUUUUUUGAAAAGAUUCUCAGUAAAAUUAAGAACUUUCAUAAAGAAAAAUUAAUCGCUACCACUAGUACUACUACCUUCCCUACUACUGCUACCACUACUUUCACUACUACUUCCGUCACAACAGCUACUACCACAGCCACUACAACAGCCACUACCCCUGUCACUACUAUUUACAUUACUGGCGGUAUUAUUACUACAAAUCCUAUUUUGACGACGAAAAAAAAGACUUUUUUUGAAAAAAUUAUAAAAAAUUUCUUCUGGAAACAUAAAACUUCAACUGCAGAUGGAGUAAUAACCACUACUACUGCUGCUACUUCUUCUACUGCUACUACCACCACAGCAGCAUUACUCGCUACUAAAGCUGCACAUUUAAUAUUUUAUAAAAGUAAAAUACAAAAACUAUCUAAACCAGCGAAAGCUAACGAGCGUGAAAAUUUCAAAGUUGACGUUCUCACCUCGAACUCGACAAACUUCGCAGACUUCGUGCCAGGUUCAAAUGCGGUUUGUUAUUUGGCUGGGAAUAUUUUUGACAGUAGUACAUCAGACGUGCUCUCCGAGUUCGAUUCCAGACAGUGCGGUUUUGUGGUUCUAGGCUUCGGGAGUUACCUACGUAGAACCGGCGUGAAAUUAGUGGACUGGUUAAACAGUGGCAAUCACCUGCAUGUAAAAUCUGUACUUAUGAAACUGAAAGAGCAGAACCAGGACUUGAUAACAGUCCUAAGCGUCAGAGGAAUUCUGGAAAAAACUUCCCAAAAGUUAAUUUUGCCAAACAGUUCUGAAGCCAUGCGCGCGUUUGCUAGCAAUGUUACUAAACUUUUAAGAUUUUGGGGAUUUGAUGGCGUGGAAUUACAAAUUAUCAAGCGUAGUGUUCUUGUUAGACCUCUUAUUGCAUUUGUAAAGAAAAUGAAAAUAGAGUUCCAGAAAGAAGCCGAAGAAACAUUGAAAAAGCCAUUGUAUUUAUUUCUGCCGACUUGUCUUCUGGAGGAAGCGAGUUUUUCCAAAAAAGAUUUGAAAAUGCUGGCGUCAUUUCUGAAUUCAGAAGUUAUUGACAAAAGUGGAAUUAUUAACAGCAACAGUAACAACAACAACACCAACAAAAAUGACAUCAUCAACGAAAAUGACGUCAUCAACAAAACUCUUGCCUACAACAACUACAGCAUUCGUGACGUGAGCAACAAAAACGUCAUCAACAAAAAUGACCACCUUAUCAACAAAGAAGUUAUAUGCACGGUCACAUAG
Helobdella robusta is the source of this 4383-nucleotide messenger RNA. RefSeq lists its product as hypothetical. The record is from RefSeq and is a predicted model, not a curated record. The transcript is spliced from 8 exons. The coding region runs from base 1 to 4383 and encodes 1460 amino acids. Lineage: Eukaryota; Metazoa; Annelida; Clitellata; Rhynchobdellida; Glossiphoniidae.